Alexandromys fortis (reed vole) is the source of this 1618-nucleotide messenger RNA. It is a transcript of the gene Ccdc116, whose product is annotated as coiled-coil domain containing 116. The record is from RefSeq and is a predicted model, not a curated record. Gene Ontology annotation, cellular component: centrosome. NCBI's taxonomy places the organism in Eukaryota, Metazoa, Chordata, Mammalia, Rodentia, Cricetidae. Bases 74 to 1618 code for a protein of 514 amino acids. The transcript has 3 exons.
UUUACAGAGGAGUCUGCAUCUGUGCUGUGGACCCUGAGAAAGGAAGCAGAAAACAAAUUUAAUUAUCCACAUCAUGGCAAGGUACCGCCACCACUCAGGAUAUCUGGCUGACGAUGAAGGUCACAGCACCUACAUGGCUCAGCUACCCAAAAAGCAUCUGUUGCCGGAAAGGAGGCCGAACUGCAAGCUUGGACAUAUGCCACACCUACCAUCAAUGAACCGGUAUUCAGAGCACCAGGGCCACCAGCAGAACCCUCGGCGCCCUCAAGCGUUUGGCAGCUUCCUGGAUUUUCUGACAGAGGGUCAGGUACUGGACAGCUUGCAGACGGUGGUGGAGCAGGCAACAGAGCGUUUGGCUGCCAUGAAGACAGACGCCGGAGUACCCCUGGUGGACGUUCAAGACCCAGUGGAGGUGCCAAGUGGUAGGCUGCGGGCUCGAGCCAGACCCAGCAUCAACACUGUGCAUCGGCACCGCACUCGGCCCACGCUGUGUGCUGGGCACCCAAAUAAUUACCCAUCCUGCUCCAGCUCCAUGUCGGAUUCCCAUAGCAGCAUCACGGCUGGCUGGCUGGGCUCCCACAGCCAGGAAAGUGACCCUGGUGCCCGACGCAUAGGCUCACUGCCACCUGUGAGGGACAAACUCCUGCUUGAGAAAAACCUCAAGAGGCUACUGCGACUGGAGAACAAAGGGAAAGGUCUGAAUCAACCCUGCUCCCAGAGGGAUUCUCUGCUGUGGGACUCACUGGGCAGCCAGACCAGCAGUCAGUGGACCCGGGAGCAGCCCCUGUCUUGGUUCUCUGGGCUUUUGGGCUCCAGCUCAGUCACUCCUGAGACAUCAGAGUUGGGACUUGGAGAACAGGAGAUGAUUUUCCUCAAAGAAGAGUUAAACAAGGAGAUGAAGUCACUGCUAAACCAGCCAGCAUCCUUCAACCUGCCUGCCUAUUGUUCCCUCAGGGAACCCCAUUGUACUCUGGACUUCCUGGCUGAGAAUCGCCUCUUUCCUGCCUUGCAGCGCGUAGUCAGCCAGGCUGUAGACAAGUUCAGCCAUGCCUGCCGUCAUGAUGGCUUCCCCCUCUUCCCUGUUGCCUCAGAGCCCACCCCAAUGCUGCCUGGGAACUCUGAUCUUCUGCCGCCGAACUCCAAAGCGUCCAUUCCCACCAGCAGGGAGGAUGGGGAGGAGCCUUGUGAUUCUCCCACCACAGCCUCCAGCCCUAAGACAUCUCGCAGGAAAAGCAAGGGCAGACGUGAAUCCCCCUCCAUGUCUAAUGCCCAGAUGGCUACCAGAUUCAGGCUCAAGGUGACACCUCCACAAGUGCCUAAUGUCCCUAGCCCCUCAUUCCACUCCAUGCAGGAGUCCCCUGACUCCAGUCCCAAAGUACAGAAACCAUCUGUGGCCCCGAGCGCCAACCACGUAUCUCAGCCCCGUCAUGGCCUGCACCUCACCCUGCCUGCCCCUGGGAUCACAGUGGAGGUGGCCUCCUGCCAGGGCCAUAUCAGGGGCCCGAUCCAGCGUCAUCUUGCCUCCCCCAACCCUCUUCCCUCCCCUCUCCCCUUCCCUGUGUUCUAUCCAUUUCUUUCUUUAGGAAAAAGAUUCUCCCCUUCUCUUCCUCAAGAGUAG